Messenger RNA from Echinops telfairi (small Madagascar hedgehog), 939 nucleotides. Its product is annotated as olfactory receptor 6X1. The transcript has a single exon. The record is from RefSeq and is a predicted model, not a curated record. The coding region runs from base 1 to 939 and encodes 312 amino acids. Lineage: Eukaryota; Metazoa; Chordata; Mammalia; Afrosoricida; Tenrecidae. Gene Ontology annotation, biological process: G protein-coupled receptor signaling pathway. Gene Ontology annotation, molecular function: olfactory receptor activity; G protein-coupled receptor activity. Gene Ontology annotation, cellular component: membrane.
AUGAGAAAUGGCACCGCAAUCACAGACUUCAUUCUCCUAGGCUUUCCUGGGAUCCAAGGACUACAAACUCCUCUUUUUAUAGUAGUUUUUCUUGUCUACAUAUUAACCAUUGCCGGCAAUGGGCUCAUUAUUGUCAUAGUCUGGGCUGAGCCUAAGCUACAAAUUCCAAUGUAUUUCUUCCUUUGCAACUUGUCCUUCCUUGAGAUCUGGUACACCACCACAGUCAUCCCCAAACUGCUAGAAACCUUUGUGGUGGCAAGAGCAGUCAUUUGCAUUCCUUGCUGCUUGGUACAAGCCUUCUUCCACUUCUUCCUGGGCACUACAGAGUUCCUCAUUCUCACUGUCAUGUCUUUUGAUCGCUACAUAGCCAUCUGCAAGCCCCUCCGUUACUCCACCAUAAUGACCAGCAACCUCUGCCUGCAGCUGGCCCUCAGCGCUUGGGGAGGAGGUUUCACCAUUGUCUUCUGUCAGAUGCUACUGCUUGCCCAGCUGUCAUUCUGUGGCAACAAUGUCAUCGAUCAUUUCUAUUGUGAUGUUGGUCCCAUCUUGAAAGCAGCCUGUGCUGACACCACUCUUUUGGAGCUCCUGGGUCUCAUGGCAACCGCCUUAGUAAUCCCAGGUUCACUCUUAUUUACCAUGAUUUCUUACAUCUACAUCUUAUCUACCAUUCUACGCAUUCCUUCGGCUUCUGGACGCCAGAAGGCUUUCUCUACCUGUGCCUCUCACCUCACUGUUGUCACCCUGCUCUACGGAGCUGUUCUGUUCAUGUACCUGAGACCCUCCACACACUCCUCCUUUAAGAUUAAUAAGGUGGUAUCUGUGCUCAAUACUAUCCUUACCCCACUUCUGAAUCCCUUUAUUUACACCAUUAGAAACAAAGAGGUGAAGGGUGCCCUAAGGAAGGCAAUGACUUGUCCAAAGGCUCAUCAUCAAGAGUAA